Molecule: messenger RNA, 2282 nt
Organism: Sardina pilchardus (European sardine)
Lineage: Eukaryota; Metazoa; Chordata; Actinopteri; Clupeiformes; Clupeidae
Gene: mat2ab
Product: methionine adenosyltransferase 2Ab
Exons: 9
Coding region: 131-1309 (392 amino acids)
Biological process (GO): S-adenosylmethionine biosynthetic process
Cellular component (GO): cytosol; methionine adenosyltransferase complex
Molecular function (GO): ATP binding; methionine adenosyltransferase activity
Source: RefSeq, a predicted model, not a curated record
UAAAUACCGGUUUGGCCACGCGCUUUUAGCAUGCGGUCCUGAGGUAACGCAGCAGCCUCGUGGAGCAACAAACUCACUAACAAGGACACUUUGGUUUCAGUGAUUGUCAUUAAAGCCAUUAGCCGUAAAGAUGAUGAACGGUUUUCACAACGCACUUAUCGAUGAAGACUACUUCCUCUUCACAUCAGAAUCCGUAGGAGAGGGACAUCCAGAUAAGAUCUGCGACCAGAUCAGUGAUGCAGUCUUGGAUGCCCACCUCAAGCAGGACCCUGAUGCCAAAGUGGCCUGUGAGACUGUUGCAAAGACUGGCAUGAUUCUUCUGGCUGGAGAGGUGACAUCACACGCUAACGUUGAUUACCAGAAGAUUGUCAGGGAUACAAUCAAGCACAUCGGCUACGAUGACUCCACGAAAGGCUUUGAUUACAAGACCUGUAAUGUCCUGGUGGCUCUGGAGCAGCAGUCCCCAGACAUCGCACAGGGCGUUCACCUGGACCGCAACGAGGUGGAUGUAGGAGCAGGAGACCAGGGCCUGAUGUUUGGCUAUGCCUCAGAUGAGACUGAGGAGUGUAUGCCACUCACCAUUGUCCUCGCCCACAAACUCAAUGCCAAGAUGUCUGAAUUGCGGCGCAAUGGAACUCUGCCCUGGUUGAGACCUGACACCAAGACUCAGGUGACUGUCCAGUACCGACAGGACCGCGGGGCGAUGUUGCCAGUGCGCGUCCACACCAUUGUGGUCUCUGCGCAGCACGACGACGACAUCUGUGUGGACGAGAUGCGUGACGCACUGAAGGAGAAGGUCAUCAAGGCUGUGGUGCCCUGCAUGUAUCUCGACGACGACACCAUUUACCACCUGCAGCCCAGCGGCCGCUUCGUUAUUGGGGGUCCCCAGGGUGAUGCAGGGCUGACGGGCCGUAAGAUCAUCGUGGACACUUACGGGGGCUGGGGGGCACAUGGAGGUGGUGCCUUCUCAGGGAAGGACUACACCAAAGUGGACCGCAGCGCCGCCUAUGCAGCCCGCUGGGUCGCCAAGAGCCUCGUCAAAGCUGGACUUUGCAGACGCGUGCUGGUGCAGGUGGCUUAUGCCAUUGGAGUGGCCCACCCACUCUCCAUCUCCAUCUUCCAUUAUGGCACCUCCCAGAAGACCGAGAGGGAACUGCUUGAUAUUGUUAAGAAGAACUUUGACCUCCGACCUGGAGUUAUUGUCAGGGAUCUGGAGUUGAGGAGGCCCAUCUACCAGCGCACAGCAGUAUAUGGACACUUUGGACGGGAGUCCUUCACAUGGGAGCAGCCUAAGAAGCUCCAAUACUAAAAUGCACCCAUCACACACACACACAGCAUCCUUGUAUGCCUGCUGGUGUAACUACAGAGAAGCCACAGGCCUCAAGGGUGUGACGCACACAUGGGCAAACACACACACACACACACACACUCACUCUCUUAUUUACAUUCUCUAUGUAACAGAGGUCCUUUCCACUAUGUCUUAGUGCCAGGAGUGACCUGUUUAACUGUUGAGAUGCAAGCCUUCCUGUAGCUCUUGUUUUACAGUCAACAGCUUUUGGUGCUCAAGUAUCAAGAUUUUGUUUUUAGGAUUUUAAUUUUUUAUUACUUUUUAUUUGUUUUAAGUGCCUACUCUAAGGUGUCCAUGUCAUAUUCAGUAUAUUUUGUGGAGAUCUUCUGUCAUAGAGCCACAUUUUGUGUUAGUGUCAACUCUAGGUCCCACAUUCUCAGUCAGACCAAACACGGUCUCUCUCACACACUCCAGACAGACCAAACAAUAUGACUGUUAACUCCUGAGUUACUGUCACUCAUCUAAGUGAAAAUAACAAUUUGUACUCCAUAUGUGUGCACAUAAUAUGGAGGGAUCAACCUGAAGUUUCUCUAGUUUAAGCUUUUUAAUCCAUCAUAUUUAUUAACACUGAGAUUAAACCUAUUUUUCAUACCCCCCAUAGAAAUACACACACCCAUGAGGAUGGUGGUGAAUGGUUGAAUGAUUGUGUCUCGGUGGGCAUGUGAGGGCCCAGAGUGUGGUACAGAAAAGCUCAUGGCUCCCCUCCAUGCCCACAGGCUGCUGGGCAGGUCCCCUGUCAUAACUCUGCUCCGCUUCCUCCAGCACUAGUGGCAAGGAGAGGCAAAGUCUGGCUGGUGUUGUACAGAGAAACCAGCCUCGUUUACAAGCCUCCCUGGUCUCCACUUUUGCAUGGAUGGAUGAAUGGACGUGGAGGAACUUGUAUUCCUUUUCCAUUUUUAAACUCUCUUUUUGCCAUUAAAGAGAUCUACAAUGA